Drosophila teissieri is the source of this 514-nucleotide messenger RNA. RefSeq lists its product as uncharacterized. The record is from RefSeq and is a predicted model, not a curated record. Bases 64 to 402 code for a protein of 112 amino acids. The transcript has a single exon. NCBI's taxonomy places the organism in Eukaryota, Metazoa, Arthropoda, Insecta, Diptera, Drosophilidae.
CGGCAGCUGAUACCAAACGAACCAAGAACGUCCAAGCAAACGCUAGCAAACGAUCCACUCAACAUGCGUCUCCUGCUCGUCCUCUCCGUCGUCCUGGCCGUGAUCCUCGGCUGCCACGCCUACAGCGCCACCUGGGGGCGCAGGGUGAACAACGACUUCCUCCUCUCCCGCACCAGGGAAGUGCGCAACCCGAUCAAGAACAACUACUGGAACGUGAACGUGAACUACCCCGCCGGAUUCUACAACAUCUCCGCCGUGAUCGUGUACGACAACUUCAAGAACAACUCCGGCGCCUCUCCCAGCCUCUAUUCCGGCGGUCCGGGCUACCGAUUCGCCACCGUGAACCUCCGUGGCCAGGUCAACCGUGGCAUCAACUCCACCGUCGAGGUCUGGGGUCGUUAAGUGCAUCGAAAGAAUCUGUUAUAAUCGAUUAUAAUGUUACCUGUAUGAAACGAAGCAUGUUGCACGCGCAACUUAAGGCAAGAACUAAAAAUAAAAACACUAUAGUAUACUA